UGUCCGGCCCGGAGAGCGGCCAGACGGGGGGGAGGGGCCGGGAUGGAGCCGCGGGUGUUCGAGCUGUUCGGAGCCGGCAGCGGGGGGACCCGGGGGAAACCCAGGGCCAAGAAACCGGGGAAACCGGGGAAAGGGAGAGCCCGGGGCGGCAAGAGCAACAACCCGCCCUACCUACCGCCCGAGGCAGAGGAAGGCAAUAUAGAAUAUAAGCUGAAACUUGUCAACCCCUCCCAGUAUCGGUUUGAGCAUCUGGUGACACAGAUGAAGUGGCGUCUCCAGGAGGGCCGUGGGGAGGCUGUGUACCAGAUUGGGGUGGAAGACAAUGGUCUCUUGGUGGGAUUAUCCGAGGAGGAAAUGAAAGCCUCUAUGCAAACCCUGCGUCGCAUGGCAGACAAGGUUGGGGCAGAUAUCACGGUUCUCCGAGAGAGGGAGGUGGAAUAUGACAGUGACAGCCCCAGGCACAUAACAGAGGUUCUAAUACGUAAAGUGCCGGACAACCAGCAGUUCUUGGAUCUGCGGGUUGCUGUGCUUGGUAACGUAGACUCUGGGAAAUCCACACUGCUGGGUGUAUUGACACAGGGUGAAUUAGACAAUGGCCGUGGCCGGGCAAGGUUGAAUCUCUUCCGCCACCUUCACGAAAUCCAAUCUGGGCGGACAUCCAGCAUUAGCUUCGAAAUUUUGGGCUUUAACAGUAAAGGAGAGGUGGUGAAUUACAGUGAAUCUCGCACGGCAGAGCAGAUCUGUGAAACUGCCUCCAAGAUGAUCACAUUCAUAGACUUAGCUGGUCACCACAAGUACUUGAAAACCACCAUCUUUGGUCUCACCAGUUACUGUCCUGACUUUGCCAUGCUGGUGGUGAGCGCCAACACUGGUAUUGCAGGCACCACAAGGGAGCACCUGGGUCUGGCCAUGGCGCUGAAAGUUCCUUUCUUCCUGGUGGUCAGUAAAGUGGAUUUGUGCUCAUUAUCCACUGUAGAACGAACACUUAGACAGCUGGAGCGGACACUCAAGCAGCCUGGUUGUAACAAGGUGCCAUUCAUGGUGCGCUCAGAGGAUGAUGCCGUAACUGCAGCCCAGCAGUUUGCACAAUCACCAAACAUCACACCGAUCUUCGCCCUGUCCAGUGUUUCUGGGGAAUCUUUGGAACUCCUCAAAGUCUUCCUGAAUAUUUUGCCCCCCCUCACUAAUAGCCACGAACAGGAAGAACUGAUGCAGCAGCUACCGGAGUUCCAGGUUGAUGAAAUCUAUUCUGUGCCUGAAGUAGGAACCGUUGUGGGAGGAACACUGUACAGUGGUGUCUGUAAAGAAGGGGAACGCCUGGUGGUCGGCCCCACAGAUGGAGGGGGGUUCCUGCCCCUGAAAGUGUGUAGUAUACAGAGGAAUCGUUCUGCAUGUCGUGUGCUGCGUGCUGGGCAGGCUGCGACACUUGCACUGGGAGCGUUUGACCGUUCGCUCCUACGGAAGGGCAUGGUGAUGGUUAGUCCGGAGAUGCUGCCCACUGUGUGCUGGGUGUUUGAGGCUGAGAUUGUGCUGCUGUUUCAUGCCACUUCAUGUCGCCGUGGAGUGCAGGUCACAGUGCACGUGGGAAAUGUCAGACAAACGGCUGUCCUGGAGCAUAUACAUGGCAAGGAUGAACUUCGAACUGGGGAGAAGGCUGUUGUACGUUUCCGAUUUAUUAAACACCCGGAAUACUUAAAAAUUGGGACCAAACUCCUAUUCAGAGAGGGCGUAACUAAGGGUAUUGGACAUGUGUGCAGUCUGCAGGUUAUUGCCACGGAGACCGGUGGCCUCUGACACCUCCAGCAAGAAUGGAAGGGGUUCAUGUCCUUUCCAUGCUACACAGAAUCACCAGCCACGGAACACACCAUAUGAUGAGGGAGCCAUGCUGGUUGUUCCAGAUAGGGAACAUGUCUCCAUCAGUCUCCCUGUCAGGUUUUAGCCUUUGCUCUACAGUAAUCUGAAUGGUCAGCCAAACCAUUUUACAAGCGCUUUUUGGCUUGGUUUUUGUUCUCAUUUAUAAAUCCCUUGGC
Molecule: messenger RNA, 2030 nt
Organism: Pelobates fuscus (common spadefoot toad)
Lineage: Eukaryota; Metazoa; Chordata; Amphibia; Anura; Pelobatidae
Gene: GTPBP2
Product: GTP binding protein 2
Exons: 12
Coding region: 43-1794 (583 amino acids)
Biological process (GO): translational elongation
Molecular function (GO): GTPase activity; translation elongation factor activity; GTP binding
Source: RefSeq, a predicted model, not a curated record